Physella acuta is the source of this 1152-nucleotide messenger RNA. RefSeq names its product ELMO domain-containing protein 2. The record is from RefSeq and is a predicted model, not a curated record. Gene Ontology annotation, molecular function: GTPase activator activity. Lineage: Eukaryota; Metazoa; Mollusca; Gastropoda; Physidae.
UUUGGUUCACAUCCGUGUCUAAUGUGUUGUGAUUUUUGUUUCAUGAACUGUCUCCCUGUAUAAUUAGAUUCGUUUAUCUAGAAUAAAUGCUACAAAAGUAUAGUGAAAUUUGUUUUUACGCAUUUUUAGAAUUAUGUUUUCAGUUUGGUUGAGUCAGUGGUCUACAAAGAUUUAUUUUUUUAUUUUACGGCCAUUGCUGAAAUGGGUUCUACAUCAAGUCACAGGGAAAUGUGAACUAUUGCGUAUCAGCUACAAUAAAAACUUGGAUCACGUUUCCCGUAUCAUGCACAUAGAAAGCUCCUUGAAAUGUUCCAACAGCCUCAUCCUACGGCAGUAUUCCAGUGAGACAAACUUUGAUGUCAGUGAAGCAGUGAAGAAAAUUUUUGAAGUUAAAAAGUUGGUUCCUGGUGUGCAUUCACAGUUUGAAGCAACUAUGCAACAUUUUCUUCACCGUAUUCACGCUUAUAAUAAAAUAAUAGCAGAGGCAGAGGAGUUACGAAAACAAAAGUAUUUAUCUGAGAAUCCAUCCCAUGAAAAAAAAUUAAGACAGCUAUGGGAUGCCUUUAAUGUUGGAGUUGAGCUUCCUAGUAUCACUGGUUCCCAUUGGACAGACAUGGGUUUUCAAGGCCAUGACCCUGGUACAGACUUCAGGGGCAUGGGACUUCUAGGCCUGGAACAGCUCUUAUACUUUGGACAGAACUAUCCCAAUGAGGCUCAGAAAGUUCUCAGUCAGUCACAUCAUCCUCAGUUUGGAUUCUCCUUUGCAAUAGUUGGUAUCAAUAUAACUGAAAUGGGAUAUACUUUACUUGCUCAAAGAAAAUUGCGUCCACAUUUUUAUGCCUUUCAAAAGAGAGUCCCUGAUUUGAAUGACUUUCACCAAGUCUACUGCCACUUAUUGUAUGAGUUUACUCAGUUCUGGAUAUCAGAAGAGCCCAGAGACAUCAUGGAGUUCAGUAACGUGAGAGAAAAAUUUCUGAACAAAGUUCAAGAUUCUCUGCUGAAGCCAAAUGUUCAUUUGCUCUCGCCUUUUCAGGAAAAAACUACAUGAUAUUUGAUAGAAGUAAUUUUUAGUCAUUUCUUUAUGUAAAUACAUAUUUAUUUCAAAAUUUGUGCUUUAUAAAAAUGUAUUGAAAUAAAUUUAAAAAUACAUUC